UUUAUAUGGGGCCCUCAAAGGUAGAUUGUCUACAUUCCAGAAUCUUCGAUCUAAACGAGGUCAAAAAGUGGCGCUUGGCUGUUACCAGGGUUGUCCGCUGGAGGCCGCCCGGUGUCGUCUUUAGUCUGUGGUGUCACUGUGUAGCUCGUGCUCCACCCUCGGUAACAGGCAGUCAGCAGGUAGACGAUCAAUGAAAGCCCAGGGGAGGGAGACUACGAGAGGCAGGCUUCGGGACUUCGCUUAAUGUACAGUGUCUUUUUCCAACUUUUCAAUGUUCUUUAUGAAGACCAAUAACAGUGUUUUAACGACUUGCGUUCCUUCGAUUCUACAUUGUUCUACAUUUUCAGUAUCUUCAGUAAAUUACUGGAGUUUAGCGUAUAUAUAUUUUUUCGGCAACCGCGGGAAGUAUUUCGUUUCAGAAUUGUUAUAAAUUUCAGACGUGGUACUCGGGAAAAGAGACAACUUUUUUGGAAGGUGGCAGGAAGCAAACUGGUUUUAGAUGCGUAACAACUUAAGCGGGCGAUAGACAUGUGAAUGCGUCGGCUGCAGAAAUGACACGUGAUUUCUACUGCUAAUUAAUUAACUAGUUAUAACAUGCUAUGUAAAUAAUUUCAACGGUUCCAUUGGAUUAGCUAGUUAAACAUGUCAAAAGUCCGGAAUGCUCCGUUGUCAACUCUAUGGUGGCAUUUUUGUCGAUAUUUAGUCGCUACGGAGCUUAUGAAAGUUACUAUAGCAUUUCCGUCGUUGUUUACUGAAUGGUCGACUGUCAUCUUGGAAUCAGUCUUAUCAACAUCAAUUUGACUUUGUUCAUCUCGGUUUCUGAAGUUCAACAAACCUUGCCAUUCGUUUGAAACCUAUAGGGAUACAGUGCGGUGGGGAUAGCCUACAUUCACACAUCUAGCGUAAAGAAUAGUAGGGGGAAUUGCUUUUGAGAUACUUGUUGCAUCUGGAGUCCGUCAGCGAGAUUUUACCAUUUUUUCCCUUGCUCUGGAAAUGUGACAUGGAAUACCGCUAAAUUGGAUACAUUUUUUAAACCAGACGUAACUGUAGCAUGUUUAUAGUGGGUUGGUCACAUAAUUAAUUAUCAACAUUGUUGCAAAAGGUUUUUUGAAAUAUUGCUAGUGGUUGAAUAUUACAGGAGCCGGUGUUUUGGAAGUGUCCGGACUGAACCGACUGACAACUUCAACCUGCACGUUGAAAAUGAGAACUGGGCUACUGUUUAUCUCGUGUAAGGACUGGAGCUCGUGUUGUAUGUGAAGAGUGAAAUCAAUAACCUUUUUCAACUGGAACAAACUUUUAAAGCGGGGUAAGAAUUAAUCAGAAAUCCACAAGACAUGCAUCCACAAAGACAACAUGGCAGUCAGUGAGCCUUAAAACGUUGGAUUUAACCCUGUUUUUCGAAUAGGUUUCACGAGUUUUUACAUUUUAGAACCCACAAAGAGGAGGACCGUUGCUGGGCCAUAUAUUUAUUGUCCUGAAUCAACUCCGGUUGUUGCCAGCUUUGAAGUCCACGAUGUGCGGCCGGAGCCCGCCGCUGCAGCCGAUCCAAUGACCGUUCCCCAGCGGCGAUUGGCCGGGCUCUGGCCGUGGCUGCUCAUAGCGGCCCUGCAGGUGGUGUUCGGUCAGACGGGCCUGGAGCUGGCGGCGGCCGUAGAGACAGAGCGCUCGGCCCCCAGGGCUGUCAUCAAGGUGACACUGCUGAGACACGAGCCCAGGGGGAAGCCCAUCACUCUGGAAGGGCUGUUCGUCGGAGGGAGCGCCGGCUCUGCAGAGGGGAAGCUCAUGCAGUCUCACCCUCUGUCCCUGUGCAACACCAGUGAAGAUGAGCGCCAGGAGUCUGACUUCAUCAGCAUCGUCAAGCUGGAAAGCCCGGAGCGCAAGGUGCCUCAGUGUCUGCCCCUGCUCGACAAGGCUCGCCUGGCACUGGAGAGAGGUGCUCAGGCUGUCAUCUUCGAUGUCACCGACGACAACGAUGCUGCUCUCGAGCUGCAGGACUCUGACUCCCUGCCGCUUCCGGUGGUGCUGGUGAAGGCUGAGGAUGCUGAAGAGCUGAUGGGACUGGUUAACAAGAACGAGGAGGCAAGAGUCCGCAUCGACAUCAAAAAAGAGGACCCAAAAUGGCCCCACUAUGAUGUUGGUAUCUUGCUCACUAUAGUCCUGGCUAUUCUGGCCAUCGUUUUGAUCUUUGCCUUCCGGUACCGAUGCAAGUCCAACAGAACCUGGGACUCAGUGCAUCAGCAGACCAUGCGAGCCAUCAGUCGUCUGGAGACGCGAAUGUACAGCUCUCAGGGCUGCGGGGGCUCACAGCGCCACCGUGGGGGCUGGGGGUCUAAUAGCAGCUCCAACUCCAGCCCCGUCUGUGCCAUCUGUCUGGAGGAGUUCCUGGAUGGACAGGACCUGAGGAUCAUCUCGUGUGCUCAUGAGUUCCAUAAGGAGUGUGUGGACCCCUGGUUGCUGCAGCACCGCACCUGUCCUCUCUGCAUGCACAACAUCAUGGGUACAGAGCUGUCACGUCAGCCCCAGAGGAGCAGACUGCAGCAGACCCCCGAGCACAGCCAGGGUUUCCUGCACACCCACCCCUACCCCCACGCCUUCCCCCAGCAUCCCAUCCCCUUCUCCAUGAGGCCUCACUACCCCCGUGGCCCCUCCGGCCCCUACCCCUCCCUGGGCCACUACAGCAGCUCCCCACCCCUGGACCCCCAGACCCUCCGCUUCCUCCCUAGCUGGCCUCUUGGCUCUGGCUGUGGAUACAUCCACCCUACAGAGGGCCCCGGGAGGCCUCACAAGGCCGGGAGCAGCUGUAGGACGGCAGGUCACCCUCUGGGGUCCCACUACGGCCCCGGGUCCCAUCGCUCCUGCCACGCCUACCGCUCCGGCUGCCCCGCCCAGCGCAGCAACUCCAGUUCCAGGCUCCACCACAUCCCCUCCUUUGCUCCCCGCGCCUCCGAAGGGGGGGCCCAUAGCCGGGGGGGCGAGGGAGGCAGCUGCUCUGGGGGGAGCUACCGGACGGAUCGCAGUGGCUACCUGGCAGACGGGCCGGCCAGUGACUCCAGCUCUGGCCCCUGUCACGGUUCAUCCAGUGACUCGGUGCUCAACUGUACCGACGUGUCCCUGCAGGGUGUAUACGGUAGCUGGUCCACGUUCCGCAGCUCCCUAAGCAGUGACUAUGAUCCGUUUGUGUACUACGGGCCGGGUUUGGGACGGACAGGCCGCAGGGACAGCAUGGAGGCAGGGGCCCAGAGACCAAGGUCCCUGGACUCAGUGAUGAACAGAGACAGAGGACGAGGGAGCCCUGAGGAGCAGCCACAGGCUGUGUUUAGCCACGUCCACUACCACCGCCACAGACACCACCACUACGGAGAGGACGGGGAGCGGGAGCACGCCCAGGGACAGGGGCCAGGCAGGGGGUCAGACGAGGAGCAGGGGGCUGCUGUUGCUAUUGGCUCUGGUACUGGUUCUCCCCCGGCUCUGGACAAGGACUUCCCAGUGUGCCCUCUGAAGCACAGCCCCUGUCAGUGCCCUAAGGCAGAACACAGAGACAGUAGGGAGGCCCACGGCCACAGGAUAGAGGGUCAGGACCAUGAGCUUAGCCUCAGCCCCCCGUCAGGCCCUCCUCCUGUCCUGGUAGCACCAGCACCCUUAGCAGCCCCAGCCCCCUGCUGCCACCAGGACCACGGCCAUGGAGGCCACCCCCACCGGAGGGCAGACCGGCUCGGCGGCUGUGUCCUCGACGGCCCCUCGGUGCUCUUCCACCAGAGCCUGGAACUGCAGGACGACUGUAGCAUCCACAUUCACUACGGCCAGGGCCCCAGCUACUGCUGCCCCCCGCCUGACCUGCCCAUGCCUGUGCCUUUCAUUCUGGACUCUGGGGGUAUGGGGGCCCUAGGGGGCCUAGAGGACUGGGCCUGCUGUGGAGGGCCCCACCAUGUAGUGUGGCAAAAGCGGGUGCAGCAGGCCCACUCUGAGCCCCAGUUGCUGGGGCCAGGGCUCGGGGGCCCUAUGGACAGACCCCCGCCCCCAUGCAGCAGGCGCCACCACGGUCACCACAGCCCAGCGCACGACCGCAACACAGACUUUUGUUUAUACUGCCAAACAUUACACAACAAUCAGGGAUCAGAGGAGGAGUCCGGUGUGUGAUAACUAACUAACUCGAAAGGUGCAUCCCCAAACUCACGCUGCUACGUACCUAGGAGCCGGAAUGGACAAACACGUCAUCGGCGGCCAUCUUUCUCAAGUCUUCCAAAUAAUUCCACAUGAAAUACCUGCAUUCAAACUACACUUCCCAGAAUCGCCCAGUCAGUGCUGAGUUAUAUCUGUCAACAGAGAUCAAAAUGAGUUAGAUUGUGAUUAUGUUGAACAUUUGUUUCUUUUGACCAUCAAAUCAAUGAAAGUCAAGUAGAGACCUGAAAUUGCUCAUAUUCAUUGUUGAAUUUAAGUAUGUCACAAAGGGGAAAUUUGUUUUAUUCUCUUCUGCCUUGUUGUUGUUUUGUUUUGUAAAUUACACGAAGAAUUCAAUACCGACAUGAUAUUACAAGUUCCCAGUUUGCCUUAGUGACCGCUAGGAAUUCUCACUGCUCAGGACUUGAGCCUCGAUUCACAGUACGAAACUCCCCUACUAUUUCUCUCAGUAGAAAUCACAUGGACAAAUUGGAUAUCUAAUUCCUUGAGUGGUUAAGUACUUAAUCGAUUAUAUUAUGAGGUACUACUCAGUAAUACUUGAUUUUCCCUCAUUACUCCCAUAGAUGCUCAGUUGGAGAUUUCUUGCUCUUUCCAACCUGCCUCAAAUCAGAUUCAGAAAUGUGUUCCAGUGGCGUGGGUAUCACAAAGGUACUCAGAGCUACAGAAAAAAGCCUAGAAGCUUCUCUCUGGGCAACCUGCCCCAUUGGGGGAAAACAGUUAUUUUCUUAGCCGGCCUUACAAGAAGUGUGCAUCCUGAGAGGUCACUAGAGGCUAGCAUGGGGACAUGUGUUGGUUAAUUCAAUAAUGGCAGCUGCUUCCAUCACAUUUUGUUUGCUUUGUGUUUCGGUAAAAAAAUGUAGUCUGUAAUUUUGAACCAGAUUCACUGAAAUGUGUUAUUAUUACGAGCUAUUUUAGUUUUGCUCAUGUCAUUUCUCAUGUUGCCAGUGGUUACUUAUUAUGUUUGAUCUGAGUGCUGAUUUGGUGGCCAGUGAAGGAGGGAGGGGUCCACCAGACAGACCUGGGUUCAAACUGUAUUUGCCAUCUUUCAAAUACUGUAGCUGUGCUUGAUUAAGCUUGCCUGGCUCAAUGGGACCAAUGUAAUCAUCCAAAAAGUGCAAACCCCACCCAUCUGGCAUGUUCUCCAGUCAGGCUAAAAUAUGCAAAUGCUCCAAGUAUGUGAACAAUUUCAAAUUCUAUUUGAACCCUGGUAGGCCUCCAGAAAAUCACACAGUGUGAGUGAAACUUUGCUCGGCUCAGGAAGGACAUCCGCCAUGUCUCCUGCUCUUCACCCCUGACAUUUAAUGACAUGUCCUAGUACACGACACAAUCAAUGUCGACCUGCAAGGAUAUUCUCUCCCUUCCAUUUCCCAAAUACCAGCAGCUAAAGCUCAGUAAGGGUGCUCUUAUCUUGGAACAUUACAGCAAAAUAGUAUAUAAAGUGCAUUCGGAAAGUAUUCAGACUUUUUCCACAUUUUGUUACGUUACAGCCUUAUUCUAAAAUGGAUUAAAUAACAAUUGUUCCUCAUCAAUCUACACACAAUACCCCAUAAUGACAAAGUGAACACAGGUGUUUAGAAAUUUUUGCAAAUAUAUAAAAAAUAAAACAGAAAUACCUAAUUUACGUAAGUAUUCAGACCCUUUGCUAUGAGACUGGGGGCUCCUGAGUGGCACAGCGGUCUAAGGCACUGCAUCUGUGCUUGAUGAGUCACAACAGACACCCUGGUUCAAAUUCAGGCUGUAUCACAACCGGCCGUGAUUGGGAGUCUCAUAGGGGGGAGCACAAUUGGCCCAGCGUCGUCCGGGUUUGGUCGGUGUAGGCUGUCAUUGUAAAAUUAGAAUUAGUUCUUAACUGACUUGCCUAGUUAAAUAAAGGUUAAAUAAAAAUAUUAAAAUACUCGAAAUUGAGCUCAGGUGCAUCCUGUUUCCAUUGAUCAUCCUUGAGAUGUUUCUACAACUUGAAUGGAGUCCACCUGUGGUAAAUUCAAUUGAUUCGACAUGAUUUGGAAAGGCACACACCUGUCUAUAUAAGGUCCCACAGUUGACAGUGCAUGUCAGAGCAAAAAAACAAGCCAUGAAUUCGAAGGGAUUGUCUGUAGAGCUCCAAUACAGGACUGUAGAGCUCCGGGACAGGAUUGUGUCGAGGCACAGAUCUGGGGAAGGAUACCAAAAAAGGUCUGCAGCAUUGAAGGCCUCUAAGACCACAGAGUCCUCCAUCAUUCUUAAAUGGAAGAAGUUUAGGACAACCAAUGCUCUUCCUAAUGCUGGCCUCCUGGCCAAACUGGGCAAUCGGGGGAGAAGGGCCUUGGUCAGGGAGGUGACCAAGAACACGGUCCUUCUGACAGAGCUCCAGAGUUCCUGCAGCACUCCACCAAUCAGGCCUUUAUGGUAGAGUGGCCAGACGGAAGCCACUCCUCAAUAAAAGGCACAACAACCCGCUUGGACUUUGCCAAAAGGCACCUAAAGGAUUCUCAGACCAUGAGAAACAAGUUUCUCUGGUCUGAUCAAAUCAAGAUUGAACUCUUUGUUCUGAAUGCCAGGCGUCACGUCUGGAGGAAUCCUUGCACCAUCCCUACGGUGAAGCAUGGUGGUGGCAGCAUCAUGCUGUGGGAUGUUUUUCAGCGGCAGGGCCUGGGAGACUACUCAGUAGUCGGAGCAAAGUACAGAGAGAUCCUUGAUGAAAACCUGCUCCAGAGCACUAAGGACCUCAGACUUGCGAAGGUUCAGCUUCCAACAGGACAAUGACCCUAAGCACACAGCCAAGACAAUGCAGGAAUGGCUUCGGAACAAGUCUCUGAAUGUCGAUCGAAUAUCUCUGGAGAGACCUGAAAAUAGCUGUGCAGUGAUGCUCCCACUCCAACUUGACAGAGCUUGAGAGGAUCUGCAGAGAAGAACGGGAGAAACUCCCCAAAUACAGGUGUGCCAAGCUUGUAGCGUCUUACCCAAGAAGACUCGAGGUGUCACACCCUGAUCUGUUUCACCUGUCUUGUGCUUGUCUCCCCCCAACCCCACCACCUGGUGUCUCCUGUCUGUCCCCAUUAUCUCCUGUGUAUUUAUACCUGCAUUUUCUGUUUGUCUGUGGCCAGUUUGUACUACCAGGGCUCAGGCUAAGACCCAGAUGUAGACACAGGAUACAUAUAGUAUGAGUAUCAGAGCUUAUUAUAGUACAAGGGGCAGGAGGGGUCUGAAUACUUUCCGAAUGCACUGUACAUAAUUACUAUGUAACUGGAGGAAAGUCAUGAUAAUUCAUAAUUUAUUCAACUUUGGAAACAUACAUUAUUCACUACCUUGUAAAAAAAUAUAUUGAUUCAACGUACAAUUAUAAGGCAACCAGCUUCAAUAGGAUUGUGAGUUUGCUCAACCAAAAUUGCAUUGAGCAAACUCACAACAAACAUUUUGUGGGAAUUUUGUGGAGAAAACUCACAAUCCUAUCGCUCCUGGUAUCCUUACAAUUGUAAGUUGAAUCAGCGUAUAUAUAUAUUUUUUCACAGUGUACCAAACAUUGACUUAACAAAGCUGUGGCCUUUUAUGAACUUAAAUGGAAGCCUGGUGAAACAUCCUAGAAGAUUAAAAACCCUGGAAGAAAGAAAAGUCUUGAAAUGUGUGUAGUUAUAUCCCCCAAUAUAUUCUAUUGCUUAGUGAAAAUGUGAAAGGAGACUGCAUUAAGACAGACAGUAAACAUGGAGCCUUAGUAUUUAAUUGAAUUAACCUAUUGAUCCCUUAGACUAUUUUCGAAAGAGCUGGAAGCACUUAAACAACCUUGUCUGAUCUAGUAACACUCUGAAUCUGUAAUUGAGAUAAGUCUGUCUAUGCUAUUUACUCCAAUUGUGCUUUCUGGAUUCACUUUUCAAAGGAGUUAGUUGUGGGAUGUGCAUUCACUACUUCCUGUCAAUGGGUUGAAGUUUAUUAUGAUAUAAGAUCAGCAAAUGACCUAAUACAUUAAAGCUCUUGUAUUUUACCAAAGAAACACAGUUUUGAAUGCAUUCAACCUGUGCCUUUUAUUCCUCCUCCAUCAAACUUAAACCCAAUUAAAUGUGUUUUACCUAACAAGAGAAAUCUGAAAAUGAAAUCGUAUGCAGUCAAACAGUGGAGAAUCAUGGAUUACAGACCCAUAUAUAUCGAUACCUCGUUUGUAAUGUUUUUUGGAGACAGCUUCUCUUGCUAAUACUCCAGGUUGUGUUUCUGUUAUAUAUAUAUUUGUGUAGAGAACAGUCCUAUAUAGCCUGGUUAAACCAGACUGAACACUGCACUCACCAUUGUUUCCCUUGAAACAAAGGUGAAACAUUGCAAAACCUGUCUGGAUACCAGGCUACAGUUCCCUAGCCUUAGCUGAAAUGACUAAAUUCACAACCAACCAGCACUGGAAUCCACAACCAACCAAUCUUUUUCAGUAAAAACUGAAAGCAAGGUAAAUCAAGGCACUAUAACUACGCCAACGACCAGAACAAGGAAAUAUAAAACUUUAAAUAAUCAAACAUCUCUGAAAUGUUUGGGCCGAUUUUAUUAUCCCCUUUAGGGUCGUUUUUUGUUUGUGUUCAUUGUUUUGUUUUUUAACGCAUAAUGAGCUGAAACUGCCUUUUUUCUAAUAGAGCACAAUCCCGAUAGAAAUUGAAGGGAUCUGUCAGUAUAUUUUGGAUACUUUGUGUACAAAAAGAGAAAGAAAAAAACAGAAAUGAAAUAAAGUGUUGUAUUUUAUAUAUAAUAGAACAUUUCAAUAUGGUGAUAUGUCACUAAUAUAUUUAUUUACUAAUAUAUUUAUCCAUUUUUGUCCAGGUCCUGAAAAAGAAUGCAUGGUUUCUGUAUAGAAACGAUAUCUAUAUGAAACUAAGUGCCAUCACAGAUGUAUCAACAUGGCUUCAUUCCAAUUAUAUGCAAAUAAAUUAUUUUGAAAUAAAACCUCUGGUGCUGA
Salvelinus fontinalis (brook trout) is the source of this 9085-nucleotide messenger RNA. Its product is annotated as E3 ubiquitin-protein ligase RNF43-like. Lineage: Eukaryota; Metazoa; Chordata; Actinopteri; Salmoniformes; Salmonidae. The record is from RefSeq and is a predicted model, not a curated record. Gene Ontology annotation, molecular function: frizzled binding; ubiquitin protein ligase activity. Bases 1549 to 4137 code for a protein of 862 amino acids. The transcript has 8 exons. Gene Ontology annotation, biological process: Wnt receptor catabolic process; ubiquitin-dependent protein catabolic process.